Molecule: messenger RNA, 2127 nt
Organism: Hyaloscypha bicolor E
Lineage: Eukaryota; Fungi; Ascomycota; Leotiomycetes; Helotiales; Hyaloscyphaceae
Exons: 2
Biological process (GO): regulation of DNA-templated transcription; DNA-templated transcription
Molecular function (GO): DNA binding; zinc ion binding; DNA-binding transcription factor activity, RNA polymerase II-specific
Source: RefSeq, a predicted model, not a curated record
AUGGAUCUCACGGGGAAAGGCAAGAAGACCGGCAAGGCCCGCAUCCCGGACCACUUACGAAGGAGAGCGCUGGUGAGCUGCGAUCGCUGUAAGAAGAGGAGGAUACGAUGCUCUCGCUCCAGCGGCACCGAUGCCCACGAGGCGUGCCAGAGCUGCCUGGAGGCUGGCGUCAACUGCGAGUCCACCUUGCCUCGAAAGACCCGAAUCUAUGGAAGUGUGGAGACACUCAGCGUCCGGUAUCGAGUUCUCGAUGCUUUGAUCAAGGGAUUGUAUCCUCACAAAGAUACUAAUGAUCUCCAAACUCUCUACGCAAUCGCCGAAGAACAUGACAUUGCCCUGCCCACCUUCGAUGAGCAGACUGUUGCCGAAGAGGUCUUCAGUCAACCGCCUAAACCAACUGUAACGUCUCCUCAGCACUCGCAAGGAAGUGGGGGAAGCCCUUCAAUGACAUCAAAAGAACCGGAAGGCUCUCCUGGAAGCUCAUCAUCGAGGAAGCAGAGCGUGGUGGAAGAGAAGCUCGUCCCCAUGCCGCAAGGACCAUCCCAUUACAUUGGCCCAUCAAGCUCUUUUGGCUUUGUUCUUACUGUCAGGAACAUGGUUGCUGAAUUCAACGCAGCUUUGAAAUCUGUCCAACCUGACGAUGAACGGUCCAAGAUCUCAGCCGACUUCGCUGGUUCAAACUGGAGCAAAGCGCUUGAGCCCAUCGUCAAAGAAGAAAGCGAGGAUUCUUCUGAAGACAACAUCGACAUGAGAAUGAGCGAUCCGAUGCGUCCAGUAAGAGCCCCAAGACCUCGAGCACCAUCUCUCUUUCCCGGCUCAAAAAUCACCGUCCUCUCCCUCCUGCCAAACAAAGAAGUAACCGACACCUUCAUCUCCGCCUACUUCGAGCAUGUCCACGCCAACUACCCCCUCUUCCAUCGGCCGACCUUCCAGUCACGUUAUGAAACCAUGUGGCUGCAGCCGCACAUCCUGAUGCGCGACGUCGAGCCCGGCUGGAUCUGCACCAUCUUUAUGCUGCUUGUAUUCGGUGCCCAAGCCUUGGAGGACAGAGACACGAGACAAUCUGCGCAGAUACAGCGGCACUACCUUGACCUCGUGCAAGCCCGGAUGCACCAGCUAAUCAGCGCAACAACCCUCAUCAACGUGCAAGCUCUUUUGCUUCUCCAACUCUAUCAACACAACUGCACCGAGCGCAACAGCGCGUUCAUGUUAUUAGGCUGCGCAUCCAGAAUGGCUAUGGCCUUAGGAAUGCACCGCGAAGGCACAUCCGGGGGCUUCGACUCCAUGGAGCGCGAAGUCCGCAAGAGAGUCUGGUGGACGGCGUACACCUUCGAACAACUACAAUGCGCCAUCCUCGGCCGGCCUUGCGCAAUCGACGACAUGGAAGUCAACGUUACCUUCCCGGAUGAAAUAAUGCUCGACGGCGGGAUGUCCGUCCCAACAUCCUAUAUCGAGUAUUCCGUCCGGCUGUCAAAACUGCUCUCGUCUGUGCGACGCAAAAUCUACGCUUCACCCACCUCCACGACGCAGCAAGGCGAAUAUCCUAAAGUCGGUGUCGCCAUCCAGUUUCUUCUCGACCUCGACUCUUGGCAUAAUAGCCUCCCUCCUCCAUUACGUCUCGAAUUUCCCUCCUCAUCUCCACAACACAGGAGAGCAGUAAUUCUCCUCCAUAUCCAAUACCACCACAUCCAAUCGCUCGUCACGCGUCCCUUCAUCCUGCGCAAAGUCGGCGUCCAGUUAGCCCGCAAACUAGGCCGCCACGUGCGCUCACAAGACCUCGAAACCGAAGAAUUGAACCUCUCACACAGUUGCGGAACCUACUCCCGCAAAUCAGCAGUGCUCCUGCACCAACUUCUCGUAAACGACAUGUUCGACGGCGUCCAAUGGGUAGACGCCUACUACAUCUACCACUCAGUCUUCAUCCUCGCAUUCGACUUCCUCGCCCGCCCGUGGGACGAAUUAGACACGCCUGAAGACUGUGCUAGGAAACAAGCAGUGCGCGACCUGAUGUCCGCACUACAACCCAUCAAGCUCUGCCCCACCUUCACAAUCCUCACCCAAGUUGCGCUCCAACUCGCGAAAAUCGUCGGAAUCUUCGACGUCCCGAACUCGGCUUCGCAGGGCCAA